GUUUCUCUAGUGCUCUUUACUAUGAUUGAAGUUAUUUGUAACGAUAGGCUAGGAAGGAAAAUUCGGGUCAAGUGCAAUCCAGACGAUACCAUUGGAGAUUUGAAGAAACUUAUUGCAGCUCAAACAGGAACAAGACCUGAGAAGAUUAGAAUACAAAAGUGGUACACUGUUUACAAGGACCAUAUUUCCUUGGCGGACUACGAAAUUCACGAUGGAAUGGGUUUAGAACUUUACUAUGACUAAAUAGGUCUUCCACAAGUAGUUGUGUUUGGUUGCAUAAAUCAGACAAAAACUUACAGAUAAAGUCCCUCAGGAACUC
This is a messenger RNA of Galdieria sulphuraria, 319 nucleotides long. RefSeq names its product ubiquitin family protein. Lineage: Eukaryota; Rhodophyta; Bangiophyceae; Galdieriales; Galdieriaceae. The record is from RefSeq and is a predicted model, not a curated record. Gene Ontology annotation, biological process: mRNA splicing, via spliceosome; protein modification process. The coding region runs from base 22 to 243 and encodes 73 amino acids. Gene Ontology annotation, molecular function: protein binding; protein tag activity. The transcript has 4 exons. Gene Ontology annotation, cellular component: nucleus; cytoplasm.